Messenger RNA from Coregonus clupeaformis (lake whitefish), 2883 nucleotides. Its product is annotated as E3 ubiquitin-protein ligase AIRP1. Bases 1025 to 2203 code for a protein of 392 amino acids. Gene Ontology annotation, cellular component: cytoplasm. The transcript is spliced from 4 exons. Gene Ontology annotation, biological process: ubiquitin-dependent protein catabolic process. Gene Ontology annotation, molecular function: ubiquitin protein ligase activity. The record is from RefSeq and is a predicted model, not a curated record. Lineage: Eukaryota; Metazoa; Chordata; Actinopteri; Salmoniformes; Salmonidae.
UCUCUCUCCCCCCCCCUCCCUGUCUCUCUCGCUCUCUGUCUCUCUCUAGUUUAAUUAGAGUUCAUUGGCAAGGCUAAUUUUAGCCCAACUUCUCACUGUUUGUAAGAUGCUUACUGCUUAUUGCAGCUACUUAAGUGAUCAUCCCCCACUCUGUUACUCUCUGUUACCCCUCUAUUCAUCCCCCACUCCGUUACUCUCUGUUACCCCUCUAUUCAUCCCCCACUCCGUUACUCUCUGUUACCCCUCUAUUCAUCCCCAACUCGUUACUCUCUGUUACCCCUCUAUUCAUCCCCCACUCCGUUACUCUCUGUUACCCCUCUAUUCAUCCCCAACUCGUUACUCUCUGUUACCCCUCUAUUCAUCCCCCCACUCCAUUACUCUCUGUUACCCCUCUAUUCAUCCCCCACUCCGUUACUCUCUGUUACCCCUCUAUUCAUCCCUCACUCCAUUAUUCUGUUACUCCUCUAUUAGUCCACCUCUCUGCUACCUUUUCUGUUCACCCUUCUCUUCAUUCAUCUCCCCAUUAUCCUUCUCUUUACCCAAAUGAAUCCACAAAAACAAACUGGUAUUCCUCUUCAUUCUAUAUCUCUAACCUCCUCCCCUUUCCCUGUGCCUCCCCCUGUCAGCCCUGCGUUAACCAGAUUACAGAGGAUUUUCUGCUAUUAACACGCUGUUGGGGCCAUGGCCUAGCAGUGUAUUGUGGUGUCCAGCUUAGCCACACACACCAAACAGAUGGUACAAUAUGAGAGGGAAAGAGAGCGAGAACUACCUCACCACUGAUCUGGGUAGAGGGAAACAGGCAGCGAUGUGAUCGGACAAAGGCCCAGCACGCAGCAGCAAAUCCAACCUGAAAGUGUCUAGCUAUAGCCUCCAUAUUCUAUAGCCUCCAUCUUCUAGCCUUAGCCUAUCUAUACUUCCCCUUGUCUCAACCCAACCCUCUGUCCCAGCCUCUAUUCUACCCCAGCCCUCCUCUGGUACUCCCUGGCCUGGCUCCUGAGUGAGCCUCCACUACCCCCUGCUCCCCAUGGCAGGUAUCAUGGACCCUGAGGAUACAAUUGGAACAGAACCCAAGGACGAGGAUAUCAUGGAACCUGAGGAUAGAAUUGGAACAGAGCUGGAGGAUAGAAUCGUAAUGGAACCUGAGGAUAGAAUUGGAACAGAACUGGAGGAUAGAAUUGGAACAGAACUGGAGGAUAGAAUCGUAAUGGAAACUGAGGAUAGAAUUGGAACAGAACUGGAGGAUAGAAUUGGAACAGAACUGGAGGAUAGAAUUGGAACAGAACUGGACAAUAGAAUCGUAAUGGAACCUGAGGAUAGAAUUGGAACAGAACUGGACAAUAGAAUCGUAAUGGAACCUGAGGAUAGAAUUGGAACAGAACUGGAGGAUAGAAUCGUAAUGGAACCUGAGGAUAGAAUUGGAACAGAACUGGAGGAUAGAAUUGUAAUGGAACCUGAGGAUAGAAUUGGAACAGAACUGGACGAUAGAAUUGUAAUGGAACCUGAGGAUAGAAUUGGAACAGAACUGGACGAUAGAAUUGGAACAGAACUGGAGGAUAGAAUCGUAAUGGAACCUGAGGAUAGAGUGUUCAUUGAUCCAGAAGGUUCAGAUGCUGAGGAGCCAGAUGGGAUUCUCAAUGAGCCAGAAGAUCCAGAGGAGCAACAGGAGGAAGAUGAUGAAGAGGAUAAUGAUAACAUAUUUGCCACACUGAUGGGCCGCUACAAGAAAGCAGCAGAACAGGAGGACAAUGAUAAAGGGGUGGAGAAAAGAGAGGCAGUGAUAGAGGAGAGGAAGAACAGCUUCGAACGACAAGCUCCACCACGGGCUGACCGGCGGCAAUCCCUACCCUGUCCGGCUCAACUCACAGCGAUGAUGCAGUUGUCUCAUCUCCACAACGCUACCAGGGCCCCGUCACCCGCCAGGCCAAACUCCCUGCAAUGCAUCUCGUCCACUGAGGAUCCUGGCUGCCCGAAACCAGCCAAUAUGGAGCGACGAUCCUCCAUGAUUCCAUCCACCAUUCCAGAGCUGGCCGGAAUGCCAAAGAUUAAAAUGCAAACACGGUUCCGCAGGCGGAAUGUCAUGUCUCUGGUAGGCUUGCGAGCGACGCCGAUCGUGUGUGUCUCAUCUGCCAUGAUGACCUGCACAGAGGAGGGAGUGGAAUCAGGACGCUGCACUGCUCUCAUAGCUUUCACAGUGAGUGUAUAGAGGAGUGGCUGUGGAGGAAGCAGGCGUGUCCUACGUGUCGUGUGCAGGUGGUGCUCUUGCCAGAACCACUCUACUGGAGCUCCACUCGGGUCAAAGUACCCUGACAACCACGUAGAACAGUCUAGAACUGGACAGAACCAGCUACAACAGCCUAGAACUGAACAGAACCACCUAGAACAGCUUAGAACUGCCCAGAACUGUCUAGAACUGGACCCAACCUCCCACAACUGCAUAUAGCUGGAAAGAACAACAUAGAACUGCCUAGACCCAGACAGAAAUACACAGAACCGGGAAGAACUACCCAGAACUGCAGAGAACCCAUGAAGAACUGCAGAAAAACACUCAGAACUGCCUAGAGUAAUGAACCGUUCAGAACUGUCUAGAUACAGACAGAACUUAUCCCUCAAAUCUCUAUCUAGAGUGCUGUGCUUCUCUGUAUUCUCCCAAAUCCCAAUAAUCCAGUAUCUUCUAAAAUUGUUUGUGUGAUAGUGUAUGAGUGAAAUGUAUGGAUUUUUUCAAAGGUUUUUCUUAUAAGGAUUGAUUCAACCUGUGUUUAUCUCAAGAUUUAACGUUUGUUUAGUCGAUUAGGGCAUUUACAUUUUUACAUUGUAUCCUAUCUUUGUCUUUGUUUUUGCCAAGUCCUUGAAUAAAAUACUUGGUUGUUCUAAUUGUAAAAUGCA